Messenger RNA from Amphibalanus amphitrite, 5207 nucleotides. RefSeq names its product RING finger and CHY zinc finger domain-containing protein 1-like. Lineage: Eukaryota; Metazoa; Arthropoda; Thecostraca; Balanomorpha; Balanidae. Bases 320 to 1363 code for a protein of 347 amino acids. Gene Ontology annotation, cellular component: nucleus. The record is from RefSeq and is a predicted model, not a curated record. Gene Ontology annotation, biological process: ubiquitin-dependent protein catabolic process; protein ubiquitination. The transcript is spliced from 9 exons. Gene Ontology annotation, molecular function: zinc ion binding; ubiquitin protein ligase activity.
AAGAUUGCGCUGCUAGUGUAGUCAGACGGCAGACUGCCACGGACGUGGCGGAGCCGUGAGCACAGCGUCACGUCGUCACCGAGUGACCUAGCCUCGUGACUCGUGUGCGUCUGCGCGUGUGCAGAUUCGGCACGUUUCUGACACAGUGGAAACUUUGUUCCCGAUAUAAGCAGCCAGUGUUUAGUAAACUGCAUCAAUUUUUGACACUGGCAUUCAAUUGACACAUCAAUCAGGAACAGCAUUGCUGCCGUAGUGGUGAUCACCUUCCAACAGGUGCAGUAAUCUAAACAGGAAGCUAUUUUCUUAGAAAAAAACAGCCAUGCCUUCAGCAAUGAUCGAACGAGACGCCCAGCCGAGGACUGGUCGCGUAUCGGCCAGCGGCAAUGACGGCGACAGCAGCGGAGAAAGUCCAAGUGAUGGCUGUAACAGGCUUUCCAGUACUAGCAGCGAAGAAGGCCCCAGUGAUGGCUGUAACAGGCUUUCCAGUACUAGUAGUGAAGAAGGCUCCAGUUAUGGCGGUAAUAGUGGGCCUUCCAGCAUUAACAGUGAAGAUGUGAAACUGGAUCCCGAUGGCUGCAGUCAUUACCGGCGUAAAGCACGGCCCGUGGCACCGUGCUGCUCCAGGGUGUACUCGUGUCGGUUCUGCCACGACGAGAAGGAGGACCAUGAGAUGAAACGUCACGAGGUGCAGGAGAUGGUGUGCACACAGUGCGACACCAGGCAACCCAUGCAGCAGGACUGCGCCCACUGCGGCUCACGGCUCGGCAAGUACUACUGUGACGUGUGCCGGCUACACGAUGAUGAAGAGAAGGGCCAGUACCACUGCACAGAGUGCGGCAUCUGCCGCUCCGGUGGCCGGGACAAGUUCUUCCACUGUGCCGAGUGCGACCUGUGUUUGCCAAACAUCAUGCAAAACAAUCACAAGUGUCUGAAGGGGGUCGGCCGCUCCGACUGCGGAGUGUGCCUGGAGGAUAUCCACUCGGCACGCAGUGGAGGACAGGUGCUGCCCUGCGGUCACUUGCUGCACGUACAUUGCUACAAGGAGAUGGUGCAACAUAGACUCAACACGUGUCCCAAGUGCAAGGUCUCCAUCAAAAACAGAAAGCUGGAGUGGGCGCGGAUGGACAAGGCGAUCCGUCAUUCGAUAGUGCCUGCCGAGUACCGGCACACCUACAUCAACGUCCUCUGCUGCGACUGCCACAGCACGGGGCCCACCAAGUACCACAUCAUCGGCCUCAAGUGUCGCGAGUGCGGCUCGUACAACACGUCGCCGGCCGGUCCGCUAGAGAGGAGAGACAGUAAAGGUCUUACGUGGUACAUCACCCACGGUAUGAGGCGGAUAACGGAACUCGUUCGCGGCUGACGGUGCGGCACUGCAGCGGUCGGGAGGGACCCGACUCGAGCCCUGCCGGCCGGGUCCCUGUCUAACCCGACUCUGCGCCCCGUGUCCGAGAGCCUGGCAGGUGACCGGGUGCACCAGGGGAGUCUUAGCUCCACCUGAAUGGAAAACGACUGGCAAAAUAAGUGCUUUACAUUGACAUAAGCUACAUUAAUUUACACUGAGAAGAGUGUCCUUAAUUGGUGCGAGUCGUUGGGUUCCAAGGGGACGGGGUUUCUACAGGGGGCGGGUCGUAAGGGAGUUGCUGGUCAGCCGUGCCUUUCAGCGGCGGCCCGGCGGAGCUCGUACAGCUUGGUCUGCCGACUGAGAGUCGAUGCCGGUCUAUGAGAUCUCAAUGUCCUGCUUACAUUGUCCGCAGAGCGAGACAGAGGCCCCGAGGGUCGGUGUAGCGGGAUGAGGUUAUAGGAGAGAGCAGGGAUCAGGACACAGUACGAAGAGAACAGCGCUAGUAACCGAGGUAUCAUGGCCUUUGGCGAGCUGCACAGGGUGUGGUCAAGCUGGUCGGAAGAUGCCGAUAGGUAUUUUGUGCUGUACGAAACUGGGUCAGAUAUGUGAUUCCAAACGAUACCGAAGUCGGUUCAUUGCACUAUUCGAUAUCGAAAAGGUAAGGCUUAAAAGUAUCCUCAAAAUAUAUUCAGUGGCGAAAGAAAAACUCCAAAUGCCUCAAAUGAUGACACGCUUGUUAAAAGGUCGGUAAUGAGUGUGAACUCUUCAACACCCCAUAUAUUUGUCUUUCAGACUGAAACCGAAAGUUUCAGUUCCGUUAAGUUCGUACAGUGGGUUUCAGUACAGUUUUUUCAGUGAUAUCGUUCGGUACACGAGAUGUCCUGCGCAGCCUUCUGGGGAUGAUCGGUGACGUAUCAGACAUUUUGUCCGUCAAAGCAUGACCAGAGAAUAGGGACAUGCAUGUUCCAUGUUCUCUGGAAAUGUAUUUGGUAUCUGCAGCGUCGCUUGGUCACCUACCUUGGGUGGGCGGGACAAAAGGUUUGCUUUAUGUAGAUGGUUGAAUCAUGCACUCAAUUUUCACUCUCUUUUCGUAUGUGCUAGAUCUUUAGUCGUCUUGUAGUCGUAACCGAGUUCAACUCAGAGUAUCGCCUAACAGAUGUAACGUGCGCUGUGAACAGUGCGCCCAUGAACUGCACCGAACAUAUUGAUAAUCAUUUCCACUAUAAACCGUGUGAUUAAAUGCCUUCCUUGUCGAAGCCCGGUUUCUACCCCCCGUCCUGAAGGGAGGAGUGACACCACUGGUCCCACCGGCGGUGGGUGGACUGACCCGCUGUGCUGAUGGACGGGGUACCCUGCUGUGGGGUGAGGCACACACCCCUCGGGAGUCGGGGUGGGGGUGUUCGUUUGAAGAGGGGUCUGCCCGGCGGGAGGGGUACCUACCUAUUCGACCGUGUCGCUUCUCCAAUGCUUGGUACGAGAAAGAUAUCGAGGGAACAGUGUGCUCUAAGGCGGAGUGCGCCUGGUGUUACUAUACCUGUUAUGUGUUUUGUGAUUCGCCCUUGGUAUGGCAUUGACAUUUAGACCGUGGAACAAAGCGAAUGUUGCGUUGACUUUGCUGUAUUGUGAGCAACAUCACCAUAUCACGAGCACUUGAGCAUCAUCACAACCUUGCGAGCACUAGACAGCUCGAGCUGGACGUCCGUCCGACACAGCCGUUACCACCCGAAUCCCCUGCCGGAAAGAGAGCUCUCCCCGCGCCGCCUCGGCCGCGCCCUCGCCAGGCGCGUCAGCCGCCAGUGUGCUCCCGGCCGCUGAGAUCCAAACGUGGGCGCCGGAAUGGCCCACUGCAACUCCUACGGACGCAUUAUACGUGAAAAUGUGGUAAGAUUCGGCAAUUUUUGCUUUUAUUGUAACAACGUGGCUCAUGUAUGGCUUUCAGUGUAUGGGAGGGUAGCGUGUAAGGAAAUGUCGAGUUUUGUGAAGAAUACGAGGUGUGACUUCAUGUUGCACCGUUGUGUGGCAGUAUUGUGAUGUUCUAUCGAAGAUACGUCCGGAGCCGCACACAGGAUUGUGUUGUAUUAGGGACUGCAUUGGACUGUAUUGUACGGACUGUAGGUAUAUGUAUUGCCGCUGUACAGGGUGUCCAGAAAAAAAAGAUACUACGGAAAUUAAGUCGCACUCAUUAACGCACGUGCCGAUUUUGUUCCAAAUUCAUGUGCUUAUAGUGCAAGAUUUGGCAAAGCUCAUGAGCACUGUAAUGCGUCGUUGGAAAGUUGUCUGCUUGCCCUCCGAGAUGGUCAACAUGACCAUCAGUCACCUGCAGACUGUGCUAGUGCUGGAGCUGAUCCGCCGUAAGGCCGCUCACAUUGAGUAUCUGCUUUGAGGAGCUGCCGCAACUAACCAAAGAGUUUACAUUCCAUGUGGCACCUGCUGUCUGUUUUGCUAUAUUUUGGCGAAUACAAGCAUGUGCCAUUUUAAAAUGUAAGGUGUUUAUUUUCGGAAUUACAGCAAAAUAUGAUAGUAUCCGUUUUUUCUGGACACCCUGUACAUGUACAUGUAUGUAUUGCUAUCGUACAUGUAAUGCCAUAAAUAAGAACCCGUUUUCUGUGUUUUGUUUCCCUGCUAUCCGCGUGAUUAGUAUUAAGUACCGGCUACAUGGCGACUGUUGUACACUUUUUGUGUUGUUAUUGGCUUCCACUGUUGUCUUCAAGCUAGUAAGUCAAGCACAUGCCUCUCAAGUAGGUUGAAAAAACAAUGGCGUAAGCCCAACACUGACUGCCGUGAAUCCACUACAAAUCAAUUGUUAACGUUGGACGAGCAUAAUUAAACUAAACGUAAAAAGUUUGCAGUACUCGCCCGUUAGCCGGAGCCCUUGGCUGUGUUUUAAGAGCGUUCUAUGAACUGUUCCAUCUACUUCGCUAUGGUGUAUCUUGAGUUGCAUAUGUAGUGUAUGGCGUGGGGUGCGAGGGGUGCCACACCCGUUUACUGUUAGAACUAUGUUUUUCCGUUCUCACGAAGUGCAGUGAUGUGUUAUAGAACUUAGAAAGCUCUUGUGUUAUUGCUUAAGCUACCAUACAGUCAUUGGCAUGGAGGCCUCUGGGCUAGUGGUCUUUGGGCUAGUAUCUGCGUAGGUUGUUGCCCGUGUUUCUUAGAUUCGGUGCUUUGUAGUGCAGAGGCCAGAGCAAGUAUGAUAUGAAUACAUUAAAAAAGGCAAUUACAUAUUACUGGACCGGUUUCGUCUAUAAACGACUUCUUCAACGCUUUUCAAAGACGUAUCUACAUAUAAUAAGUAUACAUAAACAAACAAACAAUAGAAAAUAGUAAAACAAAAUAAAACAUAUACGUUUUUGGAAAGCGCUGAAGAUGUUUAUGGACUAAUCCGGUCCGCUUAUAUGUAAUUGCCUUUUUGAAUAUAAGUAUUCAUAUAAUGCUUGCCCUGCACUAUAUACUGGUGGAAAAUAUAGACGAUACGGUGCUUUGGCAAACGUUGAGGGCCGCCGGGUAUAUAUUAGAGCUGCAAAUUGUAGUGAGCGAUGUGCUGCUGUGACUCUAGUUUAGGUGUUUGGGUCAGCUGUAGUGAAGACGUAGUAUCACCGCUUUACAUUUAUUAUGGCUCAUAUAUAGGUAUGUACUAUGUAGACUACAAUAUAGACUACAGGAUCGUAAGCUUAUCGUUUUAACGCUUUUGCUAUAGGUGCAUUGAUGUUGCAGCUUUAUUCUUACGCUGGAUGCUAGGAUGGCCUUGAAGCAUAGACGAUUUUCACCGCCUGACUGCUGUGUACCAUGUAGUCCUGCUUAUGGUAAAGGAAGCUUUUUCGUGCCCGCAGUGUUAUUUUGGUUCCAAAUAAAUGAAAGCUUUGAA